AUGACGGGCGGAAGGUUUGACUUCGAUGACGGUGGCACUUACUGCGGGGGUUGGGAGGAUGGCAAAGCCCACGGACACGGCAUCUGCACCGGACCCAAGGGCCAAGGCGAAUACGCCGGGUCCUGGUCGCACGGCUUUGAGAUAGUGGGGGUCUACACCUGGCCCAGCGGGAAUACCUACAAGGGCUACUGGUCCCAGGGGAAGCGGCACGGGCUCGGCGUGGAGAAUAAGGGAAAGUGGAUAUACCGAGGGGAGUGGAGUCAUGGUUUUAAGGGUCGAUACGGGGUCCGACAGAGCCACAACACACCUGCCAGAUACGAGGGUACCUGGAGCAACGGACUACAGGAUGGAUAUGGAGUCGAGACCUACGGCGAUGGCGGUACCUAUCAAGGCCAGUGGAUGGGUGGGAUGCGGCAUGGCUAUGGCGUUCGUCAGAGCGUACCCUAUGGCAUGGCCACCGUCAUCCGCUCACCACUUCGUACCUCCAUGGCCUCCCUGCGCUCCGAGCAGAGCAACGGUACAGUGCUCCACGACCUCUCCUCCUCUGCAGACACGCCGGCGGGCAGUCGCGGCGGCUUCGUCCUGAACUUCCACUCAGACAGCGAGGUGGUCACGGGCAAGAAGAAGGGUCUGUUCCGCCGGGGCUCGCUGUUUGGCAGCCUCCGACAGCUGCGCAAGUCUGACUCUCGGACCUCGAUCUCCAGCAAACGCAGCUCGGCAAGAAGCGAUGCCACCAUGAGCCGCAUCAGCUCCAGCGACGCCAACUCCACCAUAUCCAUCGGUGAUGGCGAGCUGGCCGAUGAAGACCUACCUCUGGAGGACCAUGUGGAUGCCACCACGACUGAGACCUACAUGGGCGAGUGGAAGAAUGACAAGCGGAACGGAUUUGGUGUUUCUGAAAGAUCCAACGGGAUGAAAUAUGAAGGAGAAUGGCUUAACAACAAGCGCCACGGUUACGGGUGCACAGUUUUCCCAGAUGCCACCAAAGAAGAAGGGAAGUACAAAAAUAACGUGCUGGUGCGUGGAAUACGAAAGCAGUUGAUUCCUCUUAAGAACCCCAAAACCAAAGAGAAGGUAGACCGGGCUGUGGAGGGGGCACAGAGGGCUGCAGCCAUCGCAAGGAGUAAGGAUGUGUCAAAGCGCAGAAUUGCGGGUUGCAAGCAGGUUUUAGAAUGGCACAUAUUUCUGUGGCUUCUUGAGAAAGACUGGGAUGAGUCAGCUGGGCAGGAGGGCAGGCAGUCAGGCAGAGGAGGGAGUCAUGUGGAGUUCGUGGCUGUUGUAAAGAUGAUUCAGACGGCCAAGGCUUGGUACAUGGGAAACUCAAGGAACCAAACCAGUCAACUAGUGGGUCGUGGUUUGACAAAGCCUGUUGUCAGUUGCACCUGCCACCACAAACAUGUGUCUGAAGGCUCUUCAUACUGA
Menidia menidia (Atlantic silverside) is the source of this 1422-nucleotide messenger RNA. NCBI's taxonomy places the organism in Eukaryota, Metazoa, Chordata, Actinopteri, Atheriniformes, Atherinopsidae. The record is from the annotation of a GenBank genome assembly.